CGAGACCCCGAGAGGGGGGAAGCGGCGGCUGGAGCCAGGGCGCGCCUCCGUGGGAAGCCUGGGCUUGGAGCGGCGGGGCUCUGCGGCGGCGUGAGCGGACGCCCUAGACCUCGCCUUCCUUCUUGGCUUCAGAUUAAUUAUUAAACAUGGGUGCAUUUUUGGAUAAACCCAAAACUGAGAAACAUAAUGCUCAUGGUGCUGGGAAUGGUUUACGUUAUGGCCUGAGCAGCAUGCAAGGAUGGAGAGUGGAAAUGGAAGAUGCACACACAGCUGUUGUAGGUAUUCCUCACGGCUUGGAAGACUGGUCAUUUUUUGCAGUUUAUGAUGGUCAUGCUGGAUCCCGAGUGGCAAAUUACUGCUCAACACAUUUAUUAGAACACAUCACUAAUAAUGAAGACUUCAAGGCAGCUGCAAAAUCAGGAUUUUCUCAUGAGCCUACAGUGGAAAGUGUCAAGAAUGGUAUCAGAACUGGCUUUUUGAAAAUUGAUGAAUUCAUGCGUAACUUUUCAGACCUCAGAAAUGGAAUGGACAGGAGUGGUUCAACUGCAGUGGGAGUUAUGAUUUCGCCGAAGCAUGUCUACUUUAUCAACUGUGGUGAUUCACGUGCUGUUCUGUGUAGGAAUGGACAAGUCUGCUUUUCCACCCAGGAUCACAAGCCUUCCAAUCCAAGGGAGAAGGAGCGUAUCCAAAACGCAGGAGGCAGCGUAAUGAUACAGCGUGUUAAUGGUUCAUUGGCAGUGUCUCGUGCUCUGGGGGACUAUGAUUACAAGUGUGUGGAUGGCAAGGGCCCAACGGAACAACUAGUUUCUCCAGAGCCUGAGGUUUAUGAACUUUUAAGAGGAGAAGAUGAUGAAUUUAUCGUUUUGGCUUGUGAUGGGAUCUGGGAUGUUAUGAGUAACGAGGAGCUCUGUGAUUAUGUUAAAUCUAGGCUUGAGAUAUCUGAUGACCUGGAAAAUGUUUGCAAUUGGGUAGUGGACACUUGUUUACAUAAGGGAAGUCGCGAUAACAUGAGUAUUGUACUAGUUUGCUUUCCAAAUGCCCCCAAGGUCUCAGAUGAAGCAGUGAGAAAAGAUGCAGAGUUGGAUAAGUACUUGGAAUCACGGGUUGAAGAAAUUAUGGAGAAGUUUCGUGAGGAUGGAAUGCCUGAUCUUGCCCAGGUCAUGCGCAUCUUGUCUGCAGAAAAUAUCCCAAAUUUGCCUCCUGGGGGAGGUCUUGCUGGCAAGCGCAAUAUUAUUGAAGCUGUUUAUAGUAAGCUGAAUCCACAUAGAGAAAAUGAAGGGGGUGCUGGAGAUCUAGAAGACCCAUGGUAGCCUUAUAAACUUCUAAAAUGCUUUUGAUUCUGAAAAUUGGGGGAAAAACUUUUAAUCACAUUUUCUUCAAUACAAGGGAAAAAUAUUCUUGUGGAUUCCCAACGUUUUGUGAUAUGAGCAGAAAAUCAUUAGCAUUUCCCAUCAUUUGUUCAUAUUUGUGUUUUCUGAUAAUUGCCACUUGUAGCAUUGCCUGUACUCCAGUAUUUUUGCCAACCUCAGGCAUACCGAUUCCAUCUGUAUUGAACUAUUGGCCCUAGAAACCAACGGAGUUAUUUCACCACAAAUAAUAAUUGUGCCUGAGGUGCAUGGGAAUAUAGUUAGCUGUACUUUGAAGAUACAUUAUGGGUUUUUUGUUUUUUUAAACAAGACACACAACAUAUAAGCAUGUAAGAGUAAAGAAUUGUAUGAGAUGUUCUUUUUUUCAGUUCACCAAGUUGAAAGCCUUUUGCAGCUCUGGCUUAAAAUUUCAUUUGAGCAAUCUACUAUAGGGUAUAUAUUUAUUGUUAUUUAAAUUUUUUCCAAUUUUACCUGUAUUACCAAACUGGGUUCCUCAAUAAUGUCCAAAUUGUAAUGUUGCCUGCUUCAAGAUAAGUGUAUUUGGCAAUAAUAUUAUAAACCCUUACAAAUUUUAUGCAUGUAUCUCCUAUAUCCUUCAACACACAAUAGAAAAUCUUUGAAACCAAAUGGAUUAAUUUAUGGCUAUUUAUAAUUUGCUUAGACAUCUCACUGCUGCAAAUUUUUUAAAUGAUGAGAUUUGCCUUUAUAAUGUAAAUUGUGAUUUUUGUUUUACAUGUGGGUUUCUAUAGUUUUAAUUUUUCAGCUUUUAAGAUACAAGUUUUGUGUAAUUUGGUAUAAAUUUUAAUUGUUUACGUUAUUUUAAAAGCUCAGAAUAUCACAUUGAAAUGACUAUAAAUACAUUUAAAAUUAUCUAUUUUAGAACUAAGGAAAUAUUACAGAGAUAUUUUCAUGGGUUCAGUAACCUUUCAUUUUAUAACAUUGGGCACGGUACAGAGUGGCUGUCACAUAAGGUACUUGAAGAUUAUUCAUUUACUUCUAUUUUUACAAUAAUCUUGAAUUCUUUUUGAGUUUUGCAUGUAUCCAAUUAAUGCUGAACAUGAAGAGUAAAAUAUUUAUCUAAAAGCUAUUGGGAUAGGAGAAGCAAUGAAUGUAUCCAUUUGUACAUGGUUCACAUGUUGUGGAUGCUUUGUAAACACUUCCCUGUAUGUUUAAAUUGUGUUUCAGCGGGAUGUAAUUGCCUUUGUGUAUAGUUAAGAUGAGUCAUCAUCUGGUCCUGUGUGCAGUGGAAUUCAUGGUAUUUUCUGUAACAUUUUCCCGAAGCUGUUUCUGGGGAGCCACACAUUCGAAUACAGACAGCUUCCUUGAUCAUUCAAUUUAUUGUGCACCUGAUUUUUGGCCUAAAAGAAUUAUUGCCACAAUAUAUUUUAUUUAUUCUUUAGAUUUUAGCCUUGUAAGUUAAAGUGCUUUACAUGAUGAUGUUAAAAGCUAUUUGUCCCUUUACUGGGUUUAGGGGUUGUUAAAAGAAUGAAGAAUGCAAAAAUGGUUUAUUGUUCAACUGUCCACUCUGAUCCAAUCCUGUACUGACAGUACCUUUCCAGUAUGAUAUUGUGAUGUUUCAUACAAUGCAGUGAACAUAACCAACUUGUUACCUAAAUAAAGAAUUGAUAAAAACAGUGUGACAUAUUACUACUUGGUAUGAUUUUUAAAAGUAAAAGUCCAGUUUUGAAUGUUAUUUUAAACAUUUUAUAUAGUUAGAAUAUUGUGAAAUGUUUCAUAUAGAACUGUGUAGUUAAAUUUUAAUUCCAGGGAAGAAUUAACUAAACUAUAUAAGACAAUACUAAUUAAACCCUUUUCCACUUCCAUACAUUUUUAAUACCACUUUACCCUUUCUCUGGGGAGUUUAGUGGCAUUGAAAUAGCAAAAGAAAAACUCCAGUUUAUUAAUAUGAAUUUCCUAGUCCCACUGUUCUCAAACAUUUAUAUUCUUAAAGGUUGAGGCUCCAAAGAAUUUUUGCUUUAGUAGGUUAUAUCUAUUGAUAUUUAUUAUAUUU
Molecule: messenger RNA, 3378 nt
Organism: Pipistrellus kuhlii (Kuhl's pipistrelle)
Lineage: Eukaryota; Metazoa; Chordata; Mammalia; Chiroptera; Vespertilionidae
Gene: PPM1B
Product: protein phosphatase, Mg2+/Mn2+ dependent 1B
Exons: 6
Coding region: 147-1310 (387 amino acids)
Biological process (GO): positive regulation of canonical Wnt signaling pathway; protein dephosphorylation; negative regulation of canonical NF-kappaB signal transduction
Cellular component (GO): nucleus; cytosol
Molecular function (GO): protein serine/threonine phosphatase activity; manganese ion binding; magnesium ion binding
Source: RefSeq, a predicted model, not a curated record